This is a messenger RNA of Elaeis guineensis (African oil palm), 2711 nucleotides long. The record is from RefSeq and is a predicted model, not a curated record. Lineage: Eukaryota; Viridiplantae; Streptophyta; Magnoliopsida; Arecales; Arecaceae.
GAUCCGUUCGAAGGCGUGGAGGGCGGGGACGGCAUCUGGGCCCGGCCAUAGAAGGAGAUAACGUGGCAGAAGAGGGCCUCCUUGGGGGUGAACCGGGUCUCGACGCUCAUCUGGUGGAGAACGUCCUCCAUCUCGGCGAACAUCCGCGCCCUGCCGAGCUUGCAGAUGAUGAGGUCGUAGGACCGGGCACUGUAACGGAACGGCUUCGGGGGCGUCGCGGGCGCGGUGGCCCUAGGGUUCCGGAAGAGCUCGAGGGCAAGGCUAGGAUUUUUCUCGAGGCGGAGAAGGGAGGAGAGGCGGAAAGGAGAGAUCUUGCUGGCUUUCUCCAUGCCGUGGGAGAAGUCUCAGCAACGGAGAGAGGAACAAGGCGCGGGAAGAGAGACGGCAAGGAUUUGGCGUCUGGUGUUCCGGAUGAACUUUUUGCAGGAUGCACUGUCCGUUUGAUAGAGAGGAUUUUGCUCUUCUUGGAAAUGGGGUACUGCUUCACUCCUGCUAGUCUUUCUUCACGGUCUUCUACCGCUGCUCCACUCCAUCCUCAGGGGUUUUGUUCAUCAUAUACUCGUAAAAGUCAUUCCAGCACAUUGCAUCUAAAGGUGCUAUCCCUUCGAUCUAAAGAAUUUAUCCAACUUACCCAUAUACUGGAUCAGUACAAAGGAGCCUCACGCUUUGUAUAUUCAAGAUCAUCAAAGGGGACCAUAUUUGCUAAGUCUGGUCGACAAGCUUGGGAUUUUGGUAGAUUUUUGAGAACAUUGUAUUUCUUUAAUGGGCCCCCAAAUCCUGUCGAGUUAGUCAGGUCUCUGAUUGGAAAACUGUCAAGCCCAACCUCCAGUGAACCAUUAAAGGAGAUGAAAACAUCUGGUAUAGUCCUGGUAACUGGGGCCACUGGUGGUGUUGGGCGAAGAGUAGUUGACAUCUUACGCAAGAAAGGGAUACCUGUUCGAGUACUGGUUAGAAAUAAAGAGAAGGCAAGAACCAUGUUCGGACCAGAUGUGGACUUGAUCGUUGCAGACAUUACAAAGGAGGAUACAUUAGCUCCUGAAUAUUUCAAAGGAGUGAGGCGAGUCAUAAAUGCGGUUUCUGUUAUCGUAGGUCCAAAGGAAGGGGAUACUCCUGACAGGGCAAAGUAUAGCCAAGGAAUUAAAUUCUUCGAACCUGAGAUAAAGGGAGAUUCACCUGAAAAGGUAGAGUACAUUGGAAUUCAAAAUCUGAUCAGUGCCAUAAAGAAUAGUGUUGGACUACAAGAUGGAAAACUGUUAUUUGGAUUCAGAGGCAAUUUAUCAGGGAAGCUUGUGUGGGGUGCCUUAGAUGAUGUUGUCAUGGGAGGUGUUAGUGAAAGUAUGUUUCAGGUUGACGCUACUGGUAACGAAUAUGGUGGACCAAGUGGGUUGUUCAAAGGAGUUGUUUCUACUGCAAACAAUGGUGGCUUUACCAGUAUUAGGACAAAAAAUUUUUCUGUACCUGAGGAUCUUUCAGCAUAUGAUGGUAUUGAACUUAGAGUUAAAGGUGAUGGACGUCGUUACAAGCUUAUUUUACGCACUAGCGCUGAUUGGGAUACUGUAGGAUACACUGCUAGCUUUGAUACUGUAAAGGACCAGUGGCAUACAAUAAAGAUACCUUUUUCGUCUUUGAGGCCUGUAUUUCGAGCUCGAACUAUGGUUAAUGCUCCACCCUUUGAUCCAAGCAACAUCAUUUCACUGCAGCUUAUGUACAGCAAGUUUGAAUAUGAUGGCAAGCUCAACCCAACAUUUGUGGAAGGCCCAUUUCAGCUUCCAUUUUCAAGCAUGCGAGCAUACAUAAAUGAGCCAAUCACUCCCAGGUUUGUACAUGUGAGUUCUGCAGGAGUUACCCGGCCUGACAGGCCUGGGCUUGAUUUAAGCAGACAACCUCCUGCAGUGCGCUUGAACAAGGAGUUGGGCUUCAUUCUCACAUAUAAACUAAAGGGGGAGGAUUUGAUACGAGAAAGCGGUAUUCCAUAUGCAAUAAUUCGACCCUGUGCAUUGACUGAAGAGCCUGCUGGAGCUGAUCUCAUAUUUGACCAGGGAGACAAUAUAACGGGGAAAAUUUCAAGGGAAGAAGUAGCACGAAUAUGCAUUGCUGCUCUGGAGAGCCCACAUGCAUGUGGGAAGACUUUUGAGGUCAAAAGUACUGUACCAUUUAGUGAGCCAUACACAGUGGACCCUUCAAACCCUCCCCCUGAGAGGGAUUAUGAUGUGUACUUCAAAACUUUGAAGGAUGGAAUUACAGGGAAAGAAGCAUUGGAAGGGAGCUUGGUGCCAAUUUGAGAAUUAUGCACAACUUUGGUUGAUGGUUGUGAGAUAAUCCUGCUGCUUGUGCAGCUCUCUCAAAUGUAAGCGACCGUCAACCCUUAAAUUUUUCCAAAACUUUAAUUGUAAUUUUCUUGAAGUGCUGUGGUAUGUUUUGAGUCAUCGUGUAUAUAGGCAGGUCUUUAGCCCGGAUGAAUCUGAAUAUUCUUCCUUGCCUAGAUGGUUCACUCUUGAUCAGCCUUCUUCCACUUCAGUAGCAGAAUUCUCUAUCAUUUGCUCUGUGCUUGGUUGGCCAGGAGUGCAAUCUGUGCAUGUAUGUUACUUUUAGUCGUGGAAUUACAUGACCAGUAAUACUUGAUGGUACAAAUUCUGGAUAUAGAUGCUUUUUUCAGGUAUUGAACCCAGAAUAUCUCUGAAGGAAUAUGACAAAAAUUUUGUUUCUAUUUU